CAAAUUGAUAGUAGUCACCAGCCACAGUUAAUAGCAACAUUUAUUAAAUACACUUAAUAAUUGGUAUCUGCAACUAGAAGCACAAAUUAAGAUAUCUUAUUGUGUUUAGUAUAUCUUAAUUCGUGGUUAGUAGUAACAACUGCUAAAAAUCAAUUAUUAAUCUAUAAGACAAGGUAAAUAUGACGUUUCAAAUAGGCAGGUAUUGACAAGAACCGUUUAUUUUAUUAGUGAUAUAAACCAUUUUUUUUUUUUUAUUAUCUGGUUAUUAUCCAUGGUUGGAGAUUAAAAUAUAGAUGUUAUCUGAUAUCUUUAUCAUUAGAUCUAUUCAAAAUCAUAGUCUGUUUGUUACCUCAGUUUAUUCAGUUCAAAAAUCGAAAGCGGUUCUCUCUAUGUAAAUGUACGUGUGCAUAAAGUAUUUAACUUCAUUACAUAUGAUAAUUAAUAAUUAUUAACUUAGAUAAAGCUUAAAAUGAUUUUUGCAGUGGUCAGAAACUUACAAAAAUGUUAUAAAUCAAUAACAGUUUCAGAAUCUGUCAGAAAAUUUUCAACGGAAUUUGCUGAAAAUGAUUUAAAGGUAACUGAAGGAUGUGUUGAACGCCUUCAAGUAAUAUGUGACAAAGAUGAAUUUCUUCGUCUUAGUGUUGAAAGUGGUGGCUGCUCAGGAUUUCAGUACAAGUUUGAAUUAGACAAAACUAUUUCUAAAGAUGAUUGUAUAUUUGAAAAAAAAGGUAUUAAAAUAGUUGUAGAUACAACUUCUUUAAAUUAUGUCAAAGGAUCAACCAUAGACUAUGAACAACAGUUAAUCAGAGCUGCUUUUAAACUAAUAGGAAAUCCAAAAGCACAAGAUGGCUGUUCUUGUGGUGCAUCUUUUUCUAUUAAAGUUGAUUGAAUAAUUUAGUAUUUUAGUUUAGUUAUUGUGUAUAAUUUAUAAUUUAUUGUGUUUAUUAAAAUAUACCCUUAAAAAAAAAAUUAAUUAUAACCUGAAUUAAGAAAAAUGUGUAUAUGAAUUAUUACCGUGUUACAAUAUAUUACCUAUGUAAUAUUUAAAA
Molecule: messenger RNA, 1049 nt
Organism: Cinara cedri
Lineage: Eukaryota; Metazoa; Arthropoda; Insecta; Hemiptera; Aphididae
Source: the annotation of a GenBank genome assembly